AUGAAAGAGGUUGUAAAGAAAGAGGUAAUUAAGUUGUUAGAUGCAGGGAUCAUUUUCCCUAUUACUGAUAGUGCUUGGGUAAAUCUUGUCCACUGUGUGCCCCAAAAGGGUGGCAUGACAGUUGUUGAAAAUGAGAAUAAAAAACUUUUGGCCACUAGGACUAUUACGGGUUGGCGUGUUUGUAUUGAUUACCGUAAGCUUACUCAGGGUACUUCCAAAGACCCAUUGAUCCCAAAGACCAAGAAAAGACCACCUUCACAUGCCCAUUUGGUACUUUUUCUUACCGGCGAAUGCCGUUUGGCUUGUGUAAUGCCCCUGGCACCUUCCAAAGAAAGGAUGUUAGAACGGUGUGAGAGGGCACACCUUGUUUUGAAUUGGGAAAAGUGUCACUUCAUGGUGACCGAGGGUAUUGUUUUAGGACAUAAAGUGUCUAAGGCCGGGAUUGAAGUUGAUAGGGCUAAGAUAGAUGUUAUAGCCAAAUUACCACUGCCUUCCAAUGUGAAAGGUGUUUUAAAGGAGAAGUUGACUAAUUCUCCUGUCAUGGUUGGUUCGGAUUGGGAAUUACCAUUCGAGUUGAUGUGUGAUGCAAGUAAUAAUGCCGUGGUAUACUUUGCUAGUAAGACCUUGAACCCCGCUCAGCAAAAUUAUACCACUACAAAAAAGGAGUUGCUUGCCGUGGCCUUUGCCUUUGAUAAGUUUAGAUCCUAUUUAGUGUUGAGUAAGACCAAUUAUUUCACGGACCAUUCAGCCCUAAAGUACUUGUUUUCGAAGCAAGAUGCUAAGCCUAGACUUAUCCGUUGGAUUUUGUUGUUGCAAGAGUUAGAUAUAGAGAUUAAAGAUAAGAAAGGUGCUGAAAACUUGGCAGCCGACCAUUUGAGCCAUUUAGCUAAUUAUUUGGUUGCAGGUGAGAUACCGAAUGUUUUCACGUCCCAGCAAAAGAAGAAGCUCAUAUCGGAUGUUAAGCACUAUUUUUGGGAUAGUCCAUAUUUGUUUCGUGUUUGUGCAGAUGGUAUGGUGAGAAGAUGUGUAGCUGGAGCUGAGACAAGGGAGAUUCUAGAUGCUUGUCACUAUGGACCAACUGAAGGUCAUCACGGUCCUUUAGUUACAAGUACAAAAGUGUUUGAUGGAGGUUUCUAUUGGCCUACAAUCUUUAAUGAGGCUCAAACUUUGGUAGAGACUUGUGACAUAUGCCAGAGACAAUGA
This is a messenger RNA of Erigeron canadensis, 1203 nucleotides long. RefSeq lists its product as uncharacterized. The record is from RefSeq and is a predicted model, not a curated record. Lineage: Eukaryota; Viridiplantae; Streptophyta; Magnoliopsida; Asterales; Asteraceae. The coding region runs from base 1 to 1203 and encodes 400 amino acids. The transcript is spliced from 4 exons.